AUGACGGGUCGGGGUGCCUCUGCUCACCAAGCCAUCGAGCUGAUCAAGGACCUGGUCAACUACGACGUGUGCCCGGCGCUGCUCAAGGGCCUCGUGGCGCUGCUGAAACCGUCCUUCAAGGAGACCAGCAAACAGCAGUCCCAGAUCGUCAGCCACUCUUCGGUUCUGCAGCUCACCGCCCACCUGCCGUGGUUCUUGCAGCAGGCCGCGGCCACCAAGGCCACCGGGAUCCUGGCGCGAGGCAACACGAGCCUGGCCGAGGAGAUGCUGCACCUGCGCGUGGUGCACAGCCUCAUGGCCGCCAUGGGCAACAUGGACCACAGCAACGGCCAGCGGCAGGCCAGCCUCACGCUAGAGUACUUUGUGCAGUUAUUCCCAGUGGUGGAGGAGCACGUGCGCAGGUCCAUGGGGGAGGAACUCUACAAGCUCUUCCGUGGCAACGCCGAGGACUUGUACAGGAGAAUAGAUAGCAAUCAGGCAGACAUCUUGGCGGCCAACGAAGUCAAUGUCACCAAAGCCAUCGAGCUGAUCAAGGACCUGGUCAACUACGACGUGUGCCCGGCGCUGCUCAAGGGCCUCGUGGCGCUGCUGACACCGUCCUUCAAGGAGACCAGCAAACAGCAGUCCCAGAUCGUCAGCGACUCUUCGGUUCUGCAGCUCACCACCCACCUGCCGUGGUUCUUGCAGCAGGCCGCGGCCACCAGGGCCACCGGGAUCCUGGCGCGAGGCAACACGAGCCUGGCCGAGGAGAUGCUGCACCUGCGCGUGGUGCACAGCCUCAUGGCCGCCAUGGGCAACACGGACCACAGCAACGGCCAGCGGCAGGCCAGCCUCACGCUAGAGUACUAUGUGCAGUUAUUCCCAGUGGUGGAGGAGCACGUGCGCAGGUCCAUGGGGGAGGAACUCUACAAACUCUUCCGUGGCAACGCCGAGGACUUGUACAGGAGAAUAGAUAGCUCUCAGGCGGAUAUCUUGGCGGCCAACGAAGUCAGUGUCACCAAAGCCAUCGAGCUGAUCAAGGACCUGGUCAACUACGACGUGUGCCCGGCGCUGCUCAAGGGCCUCGUGGCGCUGCUGAAACCGUCCUUCAAGGAGACCAGCAAACAGCAGUCCCAGAUCGUCAGCCACUCUUCGGUUCUGCAGCUCACCGCCCACCUGCCGUGGUUCUUGCAGCAGGCCGCGGCCACCAAGGCCACCGGGUAA
Molecule: messenger RNA, 1203 nt
Organism: Globicephala melas (long-finned pilot whale)
Lineage: Eukaryota; Metazoa; Chordata; Mammalia; Artiodactyla; Delphinidae
Source: RefSeq, a predicted model, not a curated record